This is a messenger RNA of Myodes glareolus (Bank vole), 6816 nucleotides long. The record is from RefSeq and is a predicted model, not a curated record. NCBI's taxonomy places the organism in Eukaryota, Metazoa, Chordata, Mammalia, Rodentia, Cricetidae.
UGGGUCUUUUCAGAUGUUUUGACAUUUUUCUUUAACUGCUUUCAGUAUUAAUUUUUCCUUUAUCUCUUUUGCCCAUUAUAUGAAAGGGCAGCAAGCCAUCUAUCUAUUCACUGUUCCUGGAAAGAGAAACUCAAAGAAGAGAAACAAACGAAAUGGCCGAUUCUCCAGUUGAUUUGUCCCAGGGUCCAUUGACAUUCAGGGAUGUGACUGUGGACUUCUCCCAGGAAGAGUGGGAAUGCCUAGACUCUGCUCAGAGGGCUUUGUACAUUGAUGUGAUGUUGGAGAAUUACAGUAGCCUGCUCUUUGUGGAGAACUAUUGCAUAUGUGAUCCUGUCUGUCAACAUGUAAAAACUGCAAAGGAGUCCUCUCUGUGUAAUGAGCUUGACAACGUGCUUCAAGACCCCUCCACAUGUGUACUUUAUAGAACAAGUGAAACUACAGAAAACUUUAAUAACUACACAUGCAAUAAUAACAGGGAUGCCUCUGUUGACUCAUCAAACACAAAUAGACAUGAAAGCAUGCAAACUGGAGAAAAAACUUGCAAUUCUAAAGUCUGUGAGAAAUCAUUAAACUUAUAUCCCAACAAUACUCAGUAUCAGAGACUCUAUACUGCAAGAUCAGAACACAGGCAAGGAGAAUAUGAUGACUGCUAUGACUCUACAUACAGACUUUUGCAACAAAAAUUCCCCAUUGGAGAGACACCACACCAGUGUGGGAAAUGUGGGAAAUACUUCAGUGCUGCCUCAAGCCUCACUGUACAUCAGAGAAUACAUACUGAAGAGAGGCCUUACAGAUGUGAAGAAUGUGACAAAUGUUUUACCCGACUUUCAACUCUUAGAGCACAUCAGAAAAUUCAUACUGGAGAGAGGCCUUACAAGUGUGAAGAAUGUGACAAAUCCUUUAUCCGGCAUUCAACUCUUAAAACGCAUCAGAGAAUUCAUACAGGAGAGAGACCUUACAGUUGUAAGGAAUGUGGCAAAUCUUUUACUACAUGCUCGGACCUCAGAACACAUCAGAAAAUUCAUUCUGGAGAGAAAAUUCACAAAUGCAAACACUGUGACAUGUCUUUUCUCCGAAUUUCAACUCUUAGAAGACAUCAGAGUGUUCACACUGGAGAGAGACCUUACAAAUGUCUGGAGUGUGAUAAAUCUUUUAUCGACAUGUCACAUCUUAGAACACAUCAGAGAAAUCAUACUGGAGAGAGACCUUACAGUUGUAAGGAAUGUGUCAAGUCUUUUAUUAGGUACUCCCACCUCAAAGCCCAUCAGAACAUUCAUACUAGAGAGAAACAACAAAUGGGGAGACCCUGGCAGGUAUUUCAGGAUCUGAAAUCUCCGGAGCCUCAGUUGCAGCACAAGGCGGCCUGGGACAGCAGCGCGGCGACCCUGGAAUCUCUCAGGAGGUUCAGAGGAGCCGCGGGGCUGGGACCCAGGAGCGAAGGGACCAGGGGUGCAAGCAGUUUCUCUGCUGCUCAUAAGACUCUGAAAGUCGGCUGUGGAUGUCUUACCGUCGUCGGUCAACAAGCCAUCUAUUCUUUGUUCCUGAAAGAGAAACUCAAAAAAGAGAAACAAAAAGAAAUGGCUGAUUCUCCAGUAAACAGGCCCCAGGGUCCAUUGACAUUCAGGGAUGUGACUGUGGACUUCUCCCAGGAAGAGUGGGAAUGCCUAGACUCUGCUCAGAGGGCUUUGUACAUUGAUGUGAUGUUGGAGAAUUACAGUAGCCUGCUCUUUGUGGAAAACUAUUGCAUAUGUGAUCCUGUCUAUCAACAUGUGAAGACUGAAAAGGAGUCUUCUCGGUGUAAUGACCUUGGAAAAAUGCUUCAUGACCCCUCCUCAUGUGCACUUUAUAGAACAAGUGAAACUACAGAAAGCUCUAAUAACUACAGAUGCAAUAAUCACGGGGAUGUCUCUGUUGACUCAUUAAACCCAGAUAGACAUGACAGCAUGCACAUUGGAGAAGAACCUUGCAAAUCUAAAGUCUGUGAGAAAUCCUUAAAUUUGUAUCCCAACAUUACUCAAUAUCAGAGACUCUAUGUUGCAAGAUCAGAACACAGGCAGGGAGAAUAUGAUGACUAUUUCACCUCUGCUUGCAGUCUCUUGCAACAAAAAUUCUCCACUGGAGAGACACCACACCAGUCUAGGAAAUGUGUGAAAUACUUCACUGCUGCCUCAAGCCUCACUGUACAUCAGAGAAUACAAACUGGAGAGAAGCCUUACAGAUGUGAAGAAUGUGACAAAUAUUUUACCCGACUUUCAACUCUUAGAGCACAUCAGAAAAUUCAUACUGGAGAGAAACUUUACAAAUGUAGGGAAUGUGAGAAAUCCUUUACCCAUAACUCAUAUCUUAGAACACAUCAGAGAGUCCACACUGGAGAAAGACCUUACACUUGUAAGGAGUGUGGCAAAUGUUUUACUACAUGCUCAGACCUCAGAAAACAUCAGAAAAUUCAUACUGGAGAGAAAAUUCACAAAUGCAAACACUGUGACAUGUCCUUUCUCCGUAUUUCUACUCUAAGAAGACAUCAGAGUGUUCAUACUGGAGAGAGACCUUACAAAUGUCUGGAAUGUAACAAAUCCUUUAUCGACAUGUCACAUCUUAGAACACAUCAGAGAAUUCAUACUGGAGAGAGACCAUACAGUUGUAAGGAAUGUGACAAAUCUUUUACUAGGUACUCCCACCUCAAAGCCCAUCAGAACAUUCAUACUAGAGAGAAACAACAAAUACAAUGACUAGCAUAUCCUAUAUCUAUCUUUCAAAUCUUAAAGCACAUCAGAGAGUUUACAUUGGAGAGAAAAAUACCAUUCUCAUAAUGUGACAUAGCAUUUUAUAGGUGUUCUCUGCCUAUAAAACCUAACAGCAUAUAUAAUGUGUUACGGGAUAAUUUUUUGUAUACUGUGAAGAUGUGUCUGCCAAAGUUCCUUCUGAUUAGUUUGAUAAAGAGCUGAAUAGCCAAUGGCUAGGUGUGAGAAAAUGGGCAGAACUUCUCAGGAAAGAAAGGAACUUGGGAUGAAUCUGGUGUGGCAGCAGAUGCCAAAAAGACAUGGGAGGCAUCAGAUGUACAAAAUGGAAGAGAGAUAAAGAGUCAGUUGACAAAAUGUAGGUUAAUAGAAACCUGUUACUUAAAUUAUAAGAGCUAGUUGGGAACAAACAUAAAGGUCAAGGUUUCAUAAUUUAUUAUACAUCAUUGUAGCAUUGUUUGGGUGCUGUCAGUCCAAAGAAAGUCCAACCAAAAAGAUAAACUACAAUAAAUAGAAACAUAGAGAUAAGAAACUUGUGAAAACCUGUUAUGAAGUUUUAAAUCUUAGGAGAUAUCACAGAGUUUGUAUUUUAAAAAAAAUUUGCAAUAGUAACAAUGUGAAUUCCUUUUUCACAUAUAUGGGUGCUUUGCCAGAUGUGUAAAGAGUUCCUUUGCUGAUCUUUCUCUGCACUACAUGCUUGCCAGGUGGCAAGGAAUGCAGCAGAGGGUAUAAGAUUACACAAGGCUGGAUUUACAGAUAGUUGUGAUCUCUUCUAUGUGUGUUAGGAAUGGAAUCCCAGUCCUCUGGAAGGACAUCAGUGCUCUUUAAGCACUACCUUGACUCCAGCUCCUGAGACAUGCAGUAAAUAAGUCACUUAUCUUUACUGUGUUGUGGUGCCACACGUCUUUAAUCUUGGCAUUCAGGAGACAGACAGGUGGAUACCUGUGAGUUCAAGGCCAGCCUAGUGUACACAGCUAGUUCCACAACACCUAAGGCUGUUACAUAGUGAAAUCUUUUCUCAAAGAACAAAACAAAAAAAAAAUGUUCUGCAUUCAAGAAUUCAUAAUAAAGACGGACUAUGUGGUGCAUACUUUUUUUCCCCAGCACUCAGGAGGCAGAUGUAAGAAGAUUUCUAUGAGUCUAAGACAAUCCUGGUCUACAUAGUGAGAUCCAGGACUGCCAGGUGUACAUAAAACCUGUCUUGAAGAAAGUAAAAUAAAUCAUAAUAAGGACAAAAUCUAGUAACUUUAAAAAAAUACAAAUGGAAGAUGAACAACGUCAUUAGAAAAGGAUAAAUCAGAAUGGCAAUGGGAUAUCACCUACUCAAUAGAAGGGCAAUCAUAUUAGUAAAUAUAAAAUAGCAAAUAUUAGUGAUAAUGCCAAGGGACUAGAAUCCUUAAACCUGCAAAAUAAAAGUGUUAUGAUAAGAAAGAUUGAAAGUCUCUUAGAAAAUAAAAUUUCAAAUUGCCAUAUGACCUAGCAUUCUACUACUAAGAAUGCUUCCAAGUAUUCAAAAAACAAUGGGUGUGUUAAUAUACAUAGCAGAAUUAUAACUAUCCAAAGAGGAAAAAGAAAUGAAAUCUUAAUAUAUGUAAUAAAAUCAAUAAAACUUGAAGACAUGCUGAGUGAAAAUUCAGAAACAAUACAUCAUGUAUUCUAUUCUCUUUUAUAUAAAAUAUUUAUAAUAAGUGGGGUUGGAAAAUAAGUUAGUACUUGGCAGAGCCUGGGAACAGAGACAAAGGAAAAUAACUGUUGAUUGGGUGUAGGGUUUUCAUUGCAAGAAUGAAUGCAAUGAAAUGAGGUAGUAAUGCAUGACAUAAAUGGAAUAAAUGCCGCUGAUUUUUUUCAAAAAAUGUGGCAAAGACCUCUAAUUGUCCAGUAUACCAUAAAUUUCUUAAUUCUGAGAAAACAUGUAAAGAGAUACCAUAUAUAAUCCCUAUAUCUUCUGUUCAUUGGAAAUUACACACACCAAAUAAAUUGAAUUUGAUAAAUCCUUUACCUAGUGCUGAAAUUGCCAACAUCAAUGCAACUUCAGCUUGAAAGACAAUGUUCUAAUUCAGUCUUCAUCUUUUGUUCACUUUCAAUAAUCUUUACACUAAGCUGAAACCUUACAAAUAGCAAGAAAGUGAGAAACUGUAAAGAGAUAGGCUCUGACUGUGACAUCAUAGGCUUAUCAAAAACAGCUUAGAAAUCUCCAAGACUCUGGGCUUGGUGGUGUAUCACUUUCAUCUCAGCACUGUGGAGUCAGAAGCAGGUGGAUCUCUUGAAUUCAGCCUGGUCCACAGUGCAAUUCCCAACAGGGUGAGGACUAUACAGAGAAAUUCCAUCUCAAAAAGCAAAGCAAUAAAAAAAGAAGAAGAAGAAGAAAGAAAGAAAUCCCUCAGGGCAUGAAUUUUGAACUACUGAAGAAAAGUAUUUGCUGAACACAAAAUAAUAAAAUGACAUAGCUUUCAUUUACUGUCAAUAGACCUCCAUGGAGGUAAAAGAGGCUUGUGGUACCAUCCUUCAGUCGCGAUGAAAUUUUUAUUGCCCUAAUCUUACACAGUUACUUGUUCUUAAUACUUCUUGAACAGUUAUGAGUCUCUGCAUUACCAAGUACAUACUGCAAGAGGAGACUUCUUUCAUCAAAGUUGCGAGUAGAAAAAAUGAUAAUUAUAGAUAUGAAUAUUUAGAUGGCAGAUUGACAAUAUCAACAUUAAUAAAACAUAAAUAGUUUCUGUCUUUGGACUUAUACUUCGAAGUCUUGGUUUGUGAAAGGCAUGAAUUUAUCUCUAUGGAGCAUGACUUAAAUCUAGUGAGAGAGAGGUGGGUUAUGCCAAUUUACAGUUGUGCCAGUAUUGCACCAGUAUACACAUUUUGCCCAAUAGCUUGGUAUUGUAUGAUGUACAGUCCAUGGGUAAGAAUAUUAACUUAUUUUCUUUGCCAUCAGCCCUCACAUGACCUUACAGUUCUAUGAAAGGGAGCCAGUUUGGAGAAAUUUCUGAUAAGUUCAAGUUGCUCUUUCUUGAUCAUGAAGCCAAAGUGUUCAGUGUUUACAGCAACACCAUGUACUUCGGGUGACAAAGCAAGAACUGGCACCUGCUUUGUUUCGGAUGUCUCUCAGGCCUCCCUGACCAGUAAUUCCUAGGCAGAUAAGCAGUAUCUGGUACAAGGAGUUUCUUCUAAUGGCCCUGGCAUCUGCAAGCAGCAUUAUUUAUAAAUGUGGGACACCUCCGUUCAAAGUUUUAAAAUUAUAUUUACUAUUAACCUGUAAGACAAUGGGAUUUCAAGAGACUUCUUCAUACAUCCUUCCUUUUGGUUAACCCCCUUACUCUUCUUUACUUAUUCCUGCCCCAUCCCCAGUUUAACAUCUAGCAUACAUUAUCCAAUGUCCCAUUCAUUUAUAGCAUAAUGUUACUAAACAUAUGCACAAGCUUAACUCUGACUUAAACACAUCUCCUAAUAGUGCCACUCCCUAUAGUCAAGUAUUCAAAAUAUGAGUCUAUGGUGACCAUUCCUAUUAAAAUAAUCACAUCCUCCCACUCUUCCUUCUGUAUUCCUGCCCCAUCCCAAAUUCAAGUUUUUGCACAUAUUAUCCAAUUCCCCACUAUAUUAUAUUGUUGGUUAACAGGUAAAAGUACCUUGUACUAAGUACUGAUAUUUUGACUUCAGGAUCUGUUUUACCUGUAGGGUGGGGGAAAAAAAAAGUUCAACUGUCCAAGCCCUAAAGGAGCUAGGACUUUCCAAUAGCUGACCUAUCUCCUCCUUAAACCAUAGAAAUCAUCGCUUACAUAUCUUUGGUUCUCUAAAAUGUUGAGAUUGCUUCUAACAACACAAAGAACAAAUGAAUCUGAUAGGUUGGGCUGAAAAGCUUACAUUCUGUGUCCAUUGAUCAUGAUAAAGCACAUAGGGAAAACCACUAAUUUCUAUGUCCUUGUGGGUGUAAAUUGUAACUGUGACUUGCCCAGAUGUUGUGGUUUGGGGGUUUAAAUACUUCCUUAAUGAAAGUUCAGGAACACACUCAGCUCCAGAGUCUGUACUUUUCUACUUGACAAAAAUUUUUGCUGUUCAAUUCAAUAAAGAUCUUGCUUUACGUGAA